AUGAUUUGCAACAGGAUGAUGAUGAUGAUGAUGAGGGCGAUGAAUUCGACGGCAGGCGCCGAUGACAAUAAGGGCCCCUUGAUGCUGUUGAAGAUGAUGCUCGUGCUGCUGGUGGUGGCGGCGAUGGCGGCCCAGCUGGCAGCAGCAGCCGACCCUUGCCUGGAGCUGACCGACUCCGUGGCGCCCUGCACCUGCGCCGACUCCGUGCUCGACUGCAGCGGCAUUCGCAGUGGCGCCCAGCUGCUGACCAUUGCUGGCCUGCAGAAUGGCCAGAGUCUGGGCUUCGAAGAGAUCCGCAUCCUGGCCAACCCGCUCGUCAUGGACAUCCCCGACGGCGCAUUCGGCGCCCACUACGCCGUCCACACAAUCAACUUUAUGAACAACAAGGAUCUGUUGUCAAUCUCGGGCUCCAUCUUCCGGCCUGAGUCCAAGGCCACUUUGGGCACUCUGAUUGUGCGGGACAACAAGGUGGAGAGUUUCCCCUUCUCAGCCCUGCAGGGGUUCACGAACCUCACGACCAUCCGACUGGACGGCAACAGACUGACCAGCAUCCCCAACAACGCCUUCGACGGACUCAUCAGCAACGUCGAGCUCCUCAAUCUCGACAACAAUCUGAUUUCCAGCAUCGGGGAAUUCGCCUUCUCCAACAUCGAGUCCGUGCAGGAGAUCACGCUGAAGAACAACCAGCUGGAGAGACUCGGGACCCACGCCCUGCACCUGAGUGCCCCCGUGGCCACCGUGAGUGUCAGCAAGAACCUCAUCGCCAGCGUGGACCCGGACUUCCUGUCUGGCCUGCUGCCCGGAAACACGGUCUUGUCCAGCAACCUCAUCACGUCCCUGCCGCAGGACCAGUGGGGACCGGCCUUGGCGGACAGUCUCACCUCCAGUGCGAGGCUCAGCUUCACAGAUAACCAAUUCGUUUGCGACUGCGGCAUGAAGUGGCUGUUUGACGUACCUGCUGCCCAGGCCCACUUCUUCAACAUCCUAUGCAGCAACAUUCUGAAUCCCUCGACUGGUCAGCCUUGGAACUUGUGGCUAGCAGGAGUCGACGCACUGGGCGAAUGUCCGUGAAAUGAACACCAAUCAUCGUCCUGCUUUACUGACUGACCGACUGACUGACUAUCAACACUCGCAUCACUUCGGUCGAAAAGAUCCUUUUUUCUUUCCUUCUUUUAUGGAUUAUUGCUGAGACUGCUGCUUAAAUUUGAGGCUGUGCAUGCCAUACCUAAUGCUCCCUCGUCGAAAAGGAAUUUCACUGCAUGCCAGCCAAAACCAAUGGAAAAGAUGCAGUAAAUGAAGACCUCAUCGGAAUAAUACUAGGUUAUGUGACUUAUUGGACCUUCUCAUGCAGACAGCAGCAAGAGAUUCCGCAAGGCAUGAAGCAGCAUAUGCGACCGGAACGUGUGGGGAAUAAUACAGUACAUUAUACUAGUGUUCGUUAAACAGGGUUAGAAUAUCGCAUCAUUAUGCAAACUCAAAUUGGCUUCAUAUACAUACUGUACUGUAUAUACGGAUUACGAGUAUAAUAGAAGGGUCAUAUUUCGGGUCGAUUAUAAAUGACCCAUAUAGACUAUCUCCAAAGACACCAUUCUCCGAGCAGCACGGAAUAGUAUAGAAAUAUUGUGCACAGAAUAGAAGCAGAUAUAUACGAGGAAGUCCAUAAAUCUGGUGUGAGAUGCGUGCCAUUACUCAUUUCUGCCCAGUUAUUUGCGGAUCGCUCUGAUGCACAGGCUAGAUGUGUGCAAAUAAAUCACGCUUGUUGUUAUAUUGUCCGAUAAAUA
Molecule: messenger RNA, 1781 nt
Organism: Notodromas monacha
Lineage: Eukaryota; Metazoa; Arthropoda; Ostracoda; Podocopida; Cyprididae
Source: the annotation of a GenBank genome assembly